ACGCCAUUUUCGCUCUCUCUCUCUCUAUGCAUGUGCUCUCUCUCUUUCUCUCUCUUCAACUUUCUCACUCUUCUUCUUACUAGCUGCUGCUUACAAAAUACAGUUGCAGAAAAUCAAGUAAAACGAGAUCUUCGUAUUUUCAACCCUAUUUCUUCUCUUCUGAUUCAAAUCAAAUCUACGAAAUGAAAACUAACAAAACUUCAAAUCCUGUUAUUACUUUCGAUCACAAGAGGGAUGCCUAUGGGUUUACGGUGAGACCUCAGCACCUGCAAAGAUACCGUGAAUAUGCGAAUAUAUACAAGGAGGAAGAGGAGGAAAGGUCAGAGAAGUGGAAGUCAUUUUUAGAUAGGCAGGCAGAGACGGAGUCUUCUGAAUUGGCCUCAGCUGUGGGAGAAGAUGAGAAAGUUUCUGGGGACGAGGUUGUCGGGGAAGAAGUUGAUGCGAGUUUAGAGAAGGGUGUUGAUGGACAUCAAACAAGCGGGCACGUCCCUGGCAGUGAAGAUAGUACAAUUGAAAAUGGAAGUCAAAAGGAGGAGUUACCAGCAUCUGAAGUGACUAAGAUUCAUAGAGUCCAGUUAUGGUCAACCAUAAGGUCAUCUCUUCAUAUUAUUGAGGAUAUGAUGAGUGCCCGUGUAAAGAAGAAAACUGCAUCAGUAAAAGAUGAAAGAAACAAGAAUGGUGUUUCAAAAGACGAGAAGAUCGCUGAAACUGAGAAAUCACUAUCUCAUUCUGAUGAUGCUAAAUCACCAAAAGGAGCAUUUGAGGAAGACUCUGAGGACGAGUUCUAUGAUGUUGAAAGGUCCGAUCCUAGUCCAGAUUCUCCUCGUGUUGAUGGCUUGAGUACCUCUGCAAAUAGGAUUGCUGCUGAUGCUGCACCACUGCAGGUUCCGUGUCCUUGGAUAGAAGAGUUGGAAGUUCUUGUUCGUGGGGGAGUGCCAAUGGCACUUAGGGGAGAGCUCUGGCAAGCUUUUGUGGGUGUCAAAGCAAGACGAGUAGACAAGUAUUAUCAGAAUCUACUAGCCUCCAAUGGUGAUUCUGAAAUUAAAAGUAAUCAUCAAAACUUGCAAUUAGAUGACAAUGAUGGUAAAAUAAAUGCAGAACUCAUACAUGUACCAGAAAAAUGGAAAGGACAGAUUGAGAAGGAUCUGCCACGGGCAUUUCCUGGUCAUCCUGCUUUGGAUGAGGAUGGUAGAAAUGCUUUGAGACGAUUACUUACUGCAUAUGCUCGACACAAUCCCUCUGUUGGUUACUGCCAGGCAAUGAAUUUUUUUGCUGGCUUAUUGCUGCUUUUGAUGCCUGAAGAAAAUGCCUUUUGGACCUUAAUGGGCAUUUUAGAUGAUUAUUUUGAUGGCUAUUUUUCAGAGGAUAUGAUAGAGUCUCAGGUGGAUCAACUUGUUUUUGAAGAGUUGGUGCGGGAGAGGUUUCCCAAAUUGGCCAAUCAUCUGGAUUAUCUAGGAGUGCAGGUUGCAUGGGUUACUGGACCAUGUUGUACAUGCUCUGAACCAACUAAAAUUGUAUGUGUUUCUAUGUCGAGUGAAGAAAGAGUUUAUAUGCAGGGGCAUCAACAAGAUAACGGAUGGGCAUGUGGAUAUUAUGUCAUGAAAAAUAUGUUUGACAUUAUUGAUGCUUGUAUUGUUGAAAGAUUCAAUGAGAUAUUCACAGACACCUCAUCAUAUGAAAAAGAGUCAAUUGAUCACAUCCGACAACUUUGGGCUCAAUUCUUUUUGCAAAAGGUUGAAGAGCAAGAGAACCAGGAAAAGAAAGAUUUAAUGACAAAACAGAAGCGAUUAAAAAAAACUUAUAUAUAG
Molecule: messenger RNA, 1808 nt
Organism: Lathyrus oleraceus (garden pea)
Lineage: Eukaryota; Viridiplantae; Streptophyta; Magnoliopsida; Fabales; Fabaceae
Product: GTPase-activating protein GYP3
Exons: 12
Coding region: 183-1808 (541 amino acids)
Biological process (GO): regulation of GTPase activity
Molecular function (GO): GTPase activator activity; small GTPase binding
Source: RefSeq, a predicted model, not a curated record